Messenger RNA from Ceraceosorus bombacis, 1746 nucleotides. The record is from the annotation of a GenBank genome assembly. NCBI's taxonomy places the organism in Eukaryota, Fungi, Basidiomycota, Exobasidiomycetes, Ceraceosorales, Ceraceosoraceae.
AUGUCGCCAAUACUCCUCUACCUCGUCGGCUUGGCACUCAUUUUCCUAUUCGUGCCCAUGGCGAUGGGCAAGUUGAAGCCUCGGACUGUGUUGCACCUCGUGCAGCACUGCCAUGCGGUGCUCCUGAAUGGCAAGAGCCAUUUGCGGUGGUUUGGCGGGCUUUUGUUCGGCAUACUGCCUCCCGUGGUCUGGACACUCAGCUUCAAGAUGGCCAGAAAGCUGCCAAACGAAUGGAGACCUCAGGUGAGCUCCUUGUGAUUGUUCCCGUGGUCCUACGACGAGAAAGACUGCUUGCUGAGUUGUAGCGGUGCUUUCAUAUCCUCGUUCAGAUUCGGACGCUGUUGCUCCCCCAGUUGGAAUCGCUGCUGCUCUCACCGGGGGGUGUCGCAGUAUUCACGCUUGCUCUACUGCUUCCAGUGCUUUAUCUCCGGCGAAAAGUCCAAGACCCCCGUCCAAUCUACCUGCUGCUAUUGUACCCGGCUUGGAUCAAGGCCUUGAACGCUGUCGCGCUCGGAACGACUUGGGUGCGUGUCUUACAGAGGCUACUCCACUUCCGUGCUCUGCUGCUAUACUCAUGAUGAAUCGGCUCCAUUUCGCAGACUGACUUUCAGGAUGUUCUCGCAUGGGUGUUUUACGGCGUUCUCCACUUUGCUUCACCCUUCUUGAUGGGAUGGUGGGCAUGGGGAUUCGCGCCGACAGGCGCGGCCCAAGCGUUUGGGUGGGCAUUGGGCCUGCAAAACUUAAGCGGAGUAAGUCUAACCAUCGAUGGGGCCCAGGCCAGGAGACGAUGGGGCUACGUGUGUUGAACCACUCCUUUCCACUUCUGCGCGCAGCUCUGUAUCCACCUGGCUUUCCCAAACGCCGCUCCAUGGUACAAGGAUACAUACGAUGCGACUGUCGUGCCAGACUAUUUCUUCCCUGGGUCCGCAGCAGGGCUGGUCCGGGUAGAUGCGGUGCUGGGGACACACCUCUACACCAAAGCUUUUCGGAAGAGCCCGGUCGUCUUUGGAGCAUGUGAGUGCUGAAUUGUCGUCGGCUCUGGCCUCACAGAGGAGCGUCCAGCGAGUGCUGAUGUGUUCGUGAACACUGUUAUGGCCAAUUGCAGUACCCAGUCUCCACGCUGCGACGGCCAUGUGCAUCGCCUGCUUCGUGGUAAGGUAUGGCGGGAAAGCUGGCGCAGCUUUCGCGCUCAUGUACACCUCGUUGAUGUUCUGGAGUACGCAAUACCUGCAUCAUCACUAUGCCGUAGAUUUGGUGGCUGGCUCGUGAGUAGCUGCUUUCUCCUGUUGAUGCGUAUCAUUAGCUCGGCUUCUGAUCCGUAUCUUCCCCUACAAUCUUCGCAGCGCCAUAUCGCUGGCCUACUUCUGGCUGAUCUCUCGGAUAGCGUUGAGGCGCAUCGACGACUCUUUCGUGCGCGACGCAACCACGCGCGGUAUCGAUCGGCUGCUCUGUCGCCCUGCACCACAUGCUAAUGACGACGACAGAGUGGCAAGGGAGGACUUGGAGGCCGCGAGGCCGAGCGGUCAGUGGUCCGUCUCACCUGGCCAAGCGCCGGCACGUCAGGUCACGCGAGGGAGGUUCUUUGGACAGAAGUCCCUGGAUCCUGUGCCCGAGAAGGAAGAAGGUUCUCAAGAGAAGUUAGAGCUUGUCGAGCGGAGCAGCGGUAGCUCGCACACCGACAGCGGCUCGGAUGACAGUCGGCGGAACAGCUCGGAGCAUCUCUCGAUAGCAUACAAGCAAAGAUAG